AUGCGCGAAAAUUUAAUUGUUGUCAUUUCUUUUUUUGUCGUUGUGCUUAUCUCACAUACGACAAGCAUUCGGUUUUAUAUUCCGCCGAAUAGUAAGAAAUGUUUGAAGGAUGAAAUACACAAGAAUAAGGAAGUUUCUGGUUUCUAUGAAUUUCCUAAUUCUGAAGUCUACAUCACCUCUGUUCACGUAAGUCAUGCAUUAAAUAGAGCUUGUUUUAUUACUCAUGUCGUUUGUAAAUUUGUGUCACACGAAUCAAAAUUUAUUUACCUCAAUUAUUUUCAUGUGACGGAUACCAAUGGGCAUACACUUUAUCAAAGAGAACGUUUCACAGAAACUAGUGGCAAAUUUGCAUUCACAGCUGAUGAAUAUGAUAUCUUUGAAAUGUGUUUUAGUACACAUUUACCUCCAAAUAGUCAAGGUGCUGAACGCGAAGUUUAUUUGGAAAUAAGAAAAGGAGUUGAUGCUAAAAAUUAUAGUGCAAUCGCUAAAGCUGAACAACUGAAACCUUUGGAAGCUGAGUUAAGACGGUUGGAGGAUUUAUCUGAUUCGAUUGUACAAGAUUUCGCUUAUAUGCGGCAGAGAGAAGAAGAGAUGAGAUCUACCAAUGAAUCUACGAAUAGUCGGGUACUGUACUUGAGUAUAUUUUCCAUGUUAUGUCUUCUCGGUUUGGCUAUCUGGCAAGUGUUAUACCUUCGUCGGUAUUUUAAAGCGAAGAAACUGAUUGACUGA
This is a messenger RNA of Thelazia callipaeda (thelaziosis nematode), 729 nucleotides long. Lineage: Eukaryota; Metazoa; Nematoda; Chromadorea; Rhabditida; Thelaziidae. The record is from the annotation of a GenBank genome assembly.